AUGAUAAUUUUCCGACGAAAUCAUUUAUUCGUUGCACCACAAAAACAACGAUUACGAUUAUUAUUAUCACUCAUAUUGCUGCAUUUAUUGCAACAAAAUGUGAUAAUUGCAACAAUUUUUACGGAUAAUACCGUUGCUCUUAUAUCGGUGUUUUCGGUUAUCAGUGCUACGGUUAUCAGUGCUGCAACUGCUACUACUAUCACUACUAUUACAACUGCUACAGAACAAGAAAACGUUAUGAAAAAUAUUACUGCUUCACAAUAUUCAGUAUCAGAUAUUGGUUUAGACUGUGCACAAGGAUGGGAGAAAUACAGGUCGAAAUGUUUUCGGGUAUAUACAAUUGAACGAUCAUGGCCACAAGCAUUAUUAUUUUGUUCCAGGUACGGAAGUAAACUUGCUCGUAUUGAAUCAUUUGGCGAAAAUAGCUUUUUGCAUCGUUUAAUCAAUCGACAACAAAAAAUUCUUUCAAUAAAUCGUAGCGAAUUUUGGAUUGGUGUUGUUGCACAGCAAACCGAAGAUGAAGAUCCAUAUUUUUUAUGGUCUGAUGGUACCAUGACAUCACGUUAUGUUGGUUUUUGGAAUGAUGGACAACCAGAUUAUAGAGCUGGAACUUGUGCAAAGGUGUCGAUCACAACAACUGAUGGACUACGGUGGAGUUUAGAAAUGUGCAAUACACUAUUACCAUUUGUAUGUGAAUUACCUGCAUGCAUGAAAGGUUCAUUUUUUUGUCAAAAUGGCAACUGUGUAUCACAUUCAGCUCAUUGUGAUGGUAUCAAUGAUUGCGGUGAUUACAGUGAUGAAUUCAACUGUCCCGCAUCACCAAAAGUGAUCGCAUGUUUGAAAUAUGAAAAAGGUGAAUCAGGUAAAAUACAAUCACCAAACUAUCCGUCACCAUAUAAUGCCAAUGCGAAUUGUCGUUGGGUCAUCGAAGGACCAAUCAAUUCACGGAUUCAUAUAACAUUUGAUGCAUUCGAAACGGAAGAAUAUGAAGAUUUUGUAACAAUUUUGGAUGGUGGCCCAGCUGAGAAUUCAUCGGUUGUUAUUGCUAUACUUUCCGGAUCAAAAAAGCCUGAAACAUUAAUUUCAAGUACCAAUGUAAUGGUUGUAAGAUUUAGCAGUGAUGCACAAAUUGUGGCACGUGGAUUUGAAGCAAGUUGGAGAGCCGCAAGUGUCUCUUGUGGAGGUGUAUUAAAAGCUCAGCCAUAUGGACAAACAUUUACUAGCCCAGAUUAUCCAAAGAAUUAUCAGAAUGGUGUAGAAUGUGUGUGGAAGAUUGAUGCUCAUCCAGGACAACUUAUUUCACUCGAUGUAGGAGAAUUUGAUUUGGAAAAAGUUAAUGAUUUCUUACAAAUUUAUGAUGGUGGUACACCGUUAGCACCGGUAUUAGCACGUUUAACCGGAACAAUCACAAAUCCUCAAUUAAUCAUUUCAACCCAAUCACAAUUAUAUAUUUAUUUUUAUUCAAAUUUUGCUCGAAAUGGACGAGGAUUUAGUAUAACAUAUAAGCGUGGAUGCUCAAAUCGAAUUCGUUUAAAUGAGGGAAUUAUAACAUCACCUGGUUAUACUCGAAUACCAUAUCCGAAUUCUCAGAGAUGUGUUUAUACUGUGGAAUUACCAGAUAGAAAUCCGGAGCAACCUACAGCAUUUGCUAUUAAUAGUUUUGAUGUUGCAGAGGAUGAUCGUUUAUUGAUGUUCGAGGAAAUUGAAGGUGGUCGAGCUUUACAUCCGGGUGAUGGCUUUUCCGCUGUUUCCCGACCUCCGAAAAGUAUUUUUGCUCAAACCGGAAUUGUUCAAAUUGUUUUUAUUACUAAUUCAAUCAGGAAUGAUCUCGGAUGGAAUAUUACUUUCUCAACCAAUUGUCCACCAUUGCAAACACCAAAACUUGUAUCAUUAUCAACAAAAGCAUCAGCAUUUGGAACAAAAGUAACCGCAUCAUGUCCUCGUGGCUAUGAAUUUCGUACUGGACGUGGACAGAUGUUCGAUAUCACCUGUCAGCUAGGCGGAAAAUGGACUGAAGAUCAUAUUCCAGAUUGUCAACCGGUUUAUUGUUCGGCUGUUCCACAAAUUGCUAAUGGAUUUGCAUCGUCGGCAACAAAUGUUUCAUACGGUGGAUCAGCAAAGUAUACAUGUUAUGAUGGUUUCGAUUUUUCGAGUGGUAAAGAAUCAGGUGAAAUUUAUUGCACCGAUGAAGGACGAUGGACUCUACCACCAUCCUGUAAAGCAAUGACAUGUCCUGCAUUGGCACCAUUUUUGAAUGGUGAAAGAAUAUUGGAAUUUGGAGACGGUACUGGUUAUGGUACGGUAUUUCGAUUUGAAUGUGUUGCUGGAUUUCGAAGAAUUGGUGCUGCAACACUUCUCUGUCUAUCCACCGGUGAAUGGUCAUUCGCUCAACCGUACUGCAAAAAAUUAGCAUGCACCAAUGUACCAUUAAUAACUAAUGGUAUUGUGGUAACGGGUGAACGAUUUGAAUUUGGUGAUUUGGCUCGAGUUGAAUGUCAACCGGGAUUUCGUACCGUUGGAGCUGAUUCUUUGAAAUGUCUUGCUAAUCAAACACUUAGUGAUGUACCAGAAUGUCAGGAUAUUGAUGAGUGUGCUGAAGGAUCAGCUAUUUGUAGCAUUCAAAGUACGAAAUGUGUUAAUAUGCCGGGUGGUUAUCAUUGUCAAUGUCUUUCUGGAUUUCAAGCACAAUUAUCAUGUAGUACUGCUUCAGUUUUAAAUUCUCUUACUGCUGAAGGAAGCAGCGAAAUGGAUGGCUUUCGUGCUAAAGAUUAUGCAACAACAGGUUGGUGCGCAAAUCCUAAUGAUACCAAUCCAAAAAUUACGUUUGUUUUUGCCGUACCAAAAGUUAUUGAACGAAUACGUGUGGAAAAAACGAUAAAUGGUGCUUAUCCAACGGUUAUCGGUUUGAAAUAUUCAAAUCAUACCGGUAUCCCAUUAAUACCAUUUACUGCUGCUAAUAUUACCAAAUUGAUAACUCGAAAUGUAGCAAUUGUUGGUGGUGAAUUACUCGUCUUAUCGCAAGCAAUUGAAGUUCGGGUACUCGAACUUACAAUUGAAGAAUUUUCCAAUAAUGCAUGCAUGAAAUUGGAUAUUCUUGGUUGUCACAAAACAAAUUGUUUCGAUGUGAAUGAAUGCGAGCAAAAUAAUGGUAAUUGUGAACAAAUAUGUACGAAUUCACAGGGAUCAUAUCGUUGUGCAUGUGAAAUUGGUUUUGAUUUACUUACCGAAGAUGGCCAGGGUGGUGUUCAUAUAAAGGAUGGUGAAACAGGCUUCAAUGCAUUAGAUGUUAUCCGAUAUAAUCAAACAUGUGUACCACGUGUAUGUGCUAAUUUAUCAUCACCAAAAAAUGGAUUACUUCUUUCAACUGCAAAAACAUUCCAUUAUCCAAUGGUUGUACAAUUUCAAUGUGAUUUUGCCUAUCAAAUGAUGGGUGCAAGCCAUUUGAAAUGUAUGCAAGAUGGUAGUUGGAAUGGUACAGCACCACUUUGUCUUCCAGCGACAUGUCAAGGUGUACGUAAUAAUUCAGCGAUUGGUUUGUUCGUUGCACCUGAAAAUAGUACUAUUGCAUAUGGACGCAAUGUGUCGAUCGUUUGUAGUCAACAAAAUCGACCAGCAAGCAGUUCGCUAUUAUCAUCAUUUCGUCAAUGUAUUUAUGAUCCACAAGAAGAUGGCCGAGAUUAUUGGUUGUCAGGACCGGAAAUUGAUUGUCCUUUGGUAGAUUGUGGUCCACCACCAUCACUUGCUGGUGCUAUUUAUGAAGGAGACGAUUACUCUUACAAAGUAGGAUCGGCAUUUACAUUCAGCUGUAGACCACCGUAUAGUUUAAUCGGUAAAUCCAGUUAUGAUGAUAGAACUAUUCGAUGUAAUGUUGACGGUAACUGGGAUCUUGGAGAUUUGAGAUGUGAAGGACCGAUUUGCGUUGAUCCCGGAUUUCCGGAUGAUGGUCAAGUCCAAUUGGAAUCAGUGGAAGAAGGCGCACAAGCAAAAUUUACUUGUAAUCGAGCUGGUUAUAAGCCAUUUCCAUCUGAUACAAUUAAUUGUACACUUGGAACAGCUUGUGUCUUAGCGGAAGAUGUUGGAAUUUCAUCCGGUUUCAUUCCGGAUGGUGCAUUUGCCGAUAAUUCUGAUUCGACCACUUGGGGUUAUGAACCUCAUAAGGCUCGAUUAUCAUCUACUGGUUGGUGUGGUUCUAAAGAUGCCUUUAUCUUUCUUUCCGUUGAUUUACAACGGAUCUACACAUUAACAACACUGCGUAUGGCUGGCGUUGCGGGUAGUGGUCAUUUACGUGGUCAUAUUACCAAAAUGCAGUUAUUCUACAAAGUUCAAUAUAGUCAAAAUUAUGACACAUAUCCAAUUGAAUUUGAAACGCCAUCCGGAAAUCAUAAUGCAAUGCAUCAGUUUGAAUUAAAUCCACCUUUACGAGCACGUUAUAUUCUUCUUGGCGUUACGGAAUACGAACAGAAUCCUUGCAUCCGUUUUGAUGUGCAAGGAUGUUUGGCACCACUUUCAGUUGCUCAUGAAAUUCCUUCUCAUUUACAGGUUGGUUGGAACGCAUCUGUACCACAAUGUGUCGACAGUGAACCACCAACAUUUCAUAAUUGUCCAACAAAUCCGGUUUAUAUUCUAACAGAUGAUAAUGGACAACUUUUACCAGCUAUUUAUGAAAUACCAACUGCAGCUGAUAAUUCCGGAUCAGUAGCAUAUAUACAUGUAACACCGGAUGGUUUUGAACCACCAAAAAUGAUUUCACAUGAUAUGGAUAUUAUUUAUGUAGCAUUUGAUGAUGCUGGUAAUGCAGCAGAAUGUAUUAUACAACUUCGAAUACCUGAUACACAACCACCUGUGAUGAAAUGUCCUGAUUCAUAUAUUGUUCCGGCUAAUGAUGGCGAAUUUGAAAAAUUAAUUACAUUUAAUGAAAGUACAGUACAAGUGGUAAUUCAGGAUACGUCUAAUAUUACGGAUGUAACAUUUGAACCAUCUGAAGCUUUACUUACUCUUAGUUCACAUGUUACAGUUGAAGUUACCGCUACUGAUAGCGCAUCAAAUCGUAAUAAAUGCAAAUUUCAAGUAUCUCUUCAAGCAAAACCAUGUUCAUCGUGGUCAUUGAUCGGUGAAGAAAAUGUUGAAAAAGAAUGUCAAAUGCAAGGUACCACAACUAUAUGUAACGUUAAAUGUGCCAGGAAAUUCACGUUUGUUAAUGAAAAAAACGCUACGCAACAAUUUACAUGUACCAAUGGUGUAUGGUCACCAUCAAAUGUGGUACCAGCUUGUGUACCAGUUACUUUAGAACCAGCUCGUUAUGAAUUAACUGUCAGUAUUGAAUAUGCUGUUUCAACUCCUGUUGGUAGUGAAUGUCUUAAGGGUUAUUCGGAAUAUAUUAGCACAUAUUUCAACACAUUGGAUGCAAUCUUAUCACAACGUUGUUCAUCAUCCAUUGAAGUCGUUGUACAUUUCUUGGAUGUUCAAUUCAUAAGUACAAUGAAUGGUAUCAUUGCUAAUUACACUAUUCAAAUACUUCCAACUGUUUUACAAGAUGUGUUCUAUGAAUUAUGUGGUUUAACAUUGCGAACAAUUUUUGAUUUACGGAUACCAGGUGCUACCACACCUGUGCAAAAUCUUCUUCAUAUAAAUGGUGAAACAAUUGCAACACAAUCAGUUGGUUGUCCAUCGUUGAAUGCAACAAAAACUGUUGUUGUACAGGGUUUUGGUUGUGCAGAUGGUGAAAUUCUACGAGAAGGCAAUACGGAAACAUCACCGGAAUGCCUGCAAUGUCCAAAAGGAACAGUUCAUAUCAAUAACAGUUGUGAAUUAUGUCCAGCUGGAAGUUAUCAGGAUGAAGUAGCUCAAAUAACUUGUAAACCAUGCCCGGAACAAACAUUUACACAAUUUCCCGGUUCUCAAACAUUCAAUGCUUGUCUUGCUGUUUGUGGAAAUGGUAUGUACAGUGAUACAGGUUUAAUUCCUUGUCAAUUAUGUCCGCGGCAUACUUUUGCUGGUCCUCCAACAUUUGGUGGCUAUAAGAAAUGUGAACCGUGUCCACAAGGUUCAUAUACAGCAAAAUUAGGCUCAACUGGUCCAUCACAAUGCAAACUUCCAUGUCCAGCUGGUCAUUUCUCAUUAACAGGUUUGGAACCAUGCUCACCAUGUCUUAUCAAUUGGUAUCAACCUGUGCUUGGGCAACAAAGAUGUAUAGAAUGUCCGAAUAAUACGAUAACAAAAGAUGCGGGUACGGUGGAAGAAACCGAUUGUAUGCCAGUUGAUUGUUCAACAGUAAAAUGUGAAAAUAAGGGUGCUUGUAUGGUGGAAAAUCAUAAAGCUCUUUGCUUUUGUCGACCUGGAUAUACUGGUAAACAUUGUGAAGAACAAAUGCCAUUAUGUAAUACACAACCAUGCUUUAAUGAAGGAAUUUGUGAAGCUGCAGCUGGCACAUUUCGUUGUAUUUGUGCGCAAAAUUAUACGGGAAGUAGAUGUCAAUUUGGUCCUGAUGAAUGUAUCGGAAUGAGUUGCCCAAAUGGUGGUGUAUGUCAUGAUUUACCUGGAUUGGGAACAACUAAAUGCAUUUGCAGGACCGGUUUUACUGGUUCAGAUUGUUCACAAAUUGUUGAUCCAUGUUUUAUGGAUAAUCCAUGCAAAAAUGGCGCUGAUUGUGUUCCAUUACAACUGGGACGAUUUAAGUGCAAAUGUUUACCAGGAUGGACCGGACAAACAUGUUCUAUCAAUAUUGAUGAUUGUGAAGAUAAUCCAUGCGCAAUGAAUGCAACUUGCACCGAUCUCGUUAAUGAUUUUCGUUGUGAAUGUCCGGAAGGAUUUACCGGUAAACGAUGCCAUGAAAAAAUUAACCUUUGCGCGCAAAAUCCAUGUAUUAAUGGUAUAUGCGUUGAUAUGUUACAUACACAACGUUGUAUAUGUGAACCAGGAUGGACCGGUGAAAUUUGUGAUGUUAAAAUUAAUCAAUGCGCUUCACAUCCAUGCUUAAAUGGUGCUACAUGCAAAGAUCAGAUUGACGGAUUCAGCUGUCAAUGUGCACCGGGUUUUCAUGGUUUUCUCUGUCAACAUAUGACCGAUCAUUGUGCUACUUCACCAUGCAGGAAUCAUGCAACAUGUGUGAAUCAAGGAGCACAAUAUAUGUGUGAAUGUUUACUUGGUUUUGAAGGUGCACAUUGUGAACACAAUAGAAAUGAAUGUGAUUUAUUACAUAAAUGUUCUCAAGAAGGUACCGAACUUUGUGAAGAUUUAAUUAAUGGUUACAAAUGUAAUUGCCGUCACGGAUAUGCUGGUGAAUUAUGUGAAAUUCAUAUUGAUCAGUGUGCAUCCGAACCGUGUCUUAAUAAUGGUACCUGUGUAGAUACCGGUUCACAAUUCCGAUGUGAUUGUCCACGUGGUUGGAAAGGUAAUAAAUGUGAGGAAGAAGAUGGCUUAUGUGCAUUAAAUCCAUGCCAUAAUGAUGCACAUUGUGUUAAUCUUGUCGGUGAUUAUUUUUGUGUAUGUCCAGAAGGUGUUAGUGGAAAAGAUUGUGAGAUUGCACCAAAUCGUUGCCUGGGUGAACCAUGUCAUAAUGGUGGUGUAUGCGGUGAUUUUGGUUCACAUUUGGAAUGCACCUGUCCAAAAGAUUAUAUUGGUGCUGGCUGUCAGUAUGAAUUAGAUGCAUGUCAAGAAGGCGUAUGUCAGAAUGAUGCCGUUUGCGAAUUACUUGAAGGUGGCAACUACAGAUGCAUCUGUGAACCAGGUUUUACCGGACAAAACUGUGAAACAAAUAUUAAUGACUGUUCACCUUCACCAUGUCCACUUGCAGCAACUUGUAUCGAUCAGGUUGGUGGUUUCUUCUGCCAAUGCCCAUUUAACAUGACCGGUUUAAACUGUGAUAAGAUUAUUGAUGAAGAUUAUGAUUUUCAUUUCUAUGAUUCAAUAUUGCCUGCAGCAGCAGCACUAUCGGUUCCAUUUAAAUUUACAUCAACUGCUUUUACCAUUUCAUUAUGGGUUAAAUUUGAUACACCAUUAACACGUGGAACUGUUUUAACCCUUUAUAAUAGCAGAGAAAGUAAUUAUCCAUCAAAAAUUAGCGAACUAUUGCGAAUAUCAGCUGUCAAUAUACAUUUAAAUCUUUUACACGAUGAAACACCGCUUAAUCUUCAUUUUCCACCAACACAACGGCUAAAUGAUGGUAAUUGGAAUAACUUAGUGAUAACAUGGCAAUCAACUGAUGGUUCCUAUUCGUUAAUUUGGAAUGCUGUCCGAAUUUAUGCUGAUGUUGGCUAUGGUACUGGCAAAACUUUAGACAUAAAUGCAUGGAUAUCACUUGGUGAACCAAUAAAUGAAUUUUCAAAUGAGCCAAAAUUUGUUGGAUCAAUAACACGGGUUAAUAUUUGGAAACGUGUAAUUGAUUUCGAAGCAGAAAUUCCCUCAAUUGUUCAUCAAUGCCAACAACAACAGGUUAUCUAUAAUGAUCUUAUCUUACGUUUUGCUGGCUACACUCGACUUUCUGGAAAAGUUGAAAAAGUUGUGAGAAGUACUUGUGGACGAAAUUACAAUCAUCAACCUAUUAAGAAAAUAGAAAUUCUCGGUUGUCCAUCGGAUAUUUUUGUUAUCUCACAUCAAAAAGAGAUAAAUAUCACAUGGCAAGAACCAGUAUUUAAGUCAACGAAUGGAAAUGUAGAUGUUAAAAGAAAUUUGAAAUCUGGUCAAGUAUUUACAUGGGGAGAAUAUCUUGUGGUUUAUCAUGCUAAAGAUAAUCAUUCCACGGCUGAAUGCAUCUUUAAGGUUCAUGUAUCGCGUGAAUUUUGUCCUACGUUGCAAGAUCCAUUACAUGGUGUCCAGGCUUGUGAAUCAUGGGGUCCACAGUUGCGUUAUAAGGCUUGUUCCAUUGAAUGUGAAAGCGGUUAUGAAUUUAGCACUGAACCACCAAUUUUCUACACCUGUUCAUCGGAUGGUCAAUGGAGACCACGAUCUGUUAAUGCUUACACAUUUCGUUAUCCACAAUGUACUAAAGCACAUCCUGCUAUACGAGUUGCUGAAGUAUCCAUCAAUUAUCCUACCGUAUCAAUUUGUAAUGCAGCAGGUCGAAAUACAUUAGCUGAAAAACUUUCUCAACGAAUUGAAUUAUUGAAUAGCAAAUGGAACAUCUAUUCGAUUAGUAACACAAGUGACCAUUCAACCUUCAACAUAUCGGUAGAAUGUUUUGCCGGAAAUGAAGAAACUACCGCAACAACAGUUGAUACAACUCUAAGAUUACGUCGUGAAGCACAAACCUAUUUCAACGUGAAAGUUUCCAUACCUAUUACAAAUGAUAUUUUGGAGAAUCGUAAAACAGGACAACGAGCAAAAGUAUCAGAUGUAUUGGAGAAUGAAAUUUUACUCGAAGAUAUAUUUAGUUUGGAACAGGUAAUUCCUAAUGGUCGACCGGAUUUGAAUAGUUUCGAGUUGAAAGAACGACAUAUAUGUGAAGUAGGAACUGUUAAUAUUCGUAGUCUAUGCGUACCAUGUGCACCGGGUUCAUCUUAUGAUUCAACAACACGCACUUGUAAAUUAUGCAUGAUCGAUGAAUAUCAACCACGUGCAGGACAAACCUCUUGCUUAGCUUGUCCACGAGGAUAUAUUACAACUGCUCCUGGUUCAUCACUUUUAACAGAUUGUAAAAAUGCAUGCGAUGCUGGUUCAAUGUUUAAUAUCAGCAGUGGUUCGUGUGAACCAUGUGGAUUUGGUUUUUAUCAGCCAACAUCGGGUGCUUUCAAUUGUAUCCCUUGUGGUGUUGGAAAGACAACACUAAAAGAGACAUCAACAGCUGAAGAUGAAUGUCGUGAUGAAUGUCCUGAUGGUGAACAUUUAACACAAGUUGGUGUUUGUCUACCAUGUCCACAAGGAACCUAUCGUACACGUGGUAUUCAUAAAAGUUGUGUUGAUUGUCCAUCUGGUACCACUACCGAAGGAACUUCAUCUGUUCGUCGUAUGCAAUGUAAUAUACCGAAAUGUUCUGCGGGACAAUUUCUUGUUACUACUACUAAACAAUGUCAAUUUUGUCCUCGAGGAACAUUCCAGGAUGAAGAAAUUCAAACUGUUUGCAAGCAUUGUCCUCCUGAUCAUACCACUGCUACACAAGGUGCAACACAAGCAAGUCAAUGCUAUUCAACAAAUCAAUGUGCUACUGGCGAAGAUAACUGUUCAUGGCAUGCAGUUUGCAUUGAUUUACCAGAUGAUAAUGAUAUUCCAUCUUAUCAGUGUAAGUGUAAACCUGGUUAUAAAGGAAAUGGAACACACUGCCAAGAUGCUUGUAAUAAUUUUUGCCUUAAUGAUGGUACUUGUAAAAAGAAUCCAAUUGGUUAUGUUGAAUGCAUUUGUAAGGAGAAUUUCUCAGGCGAUCGUUGCGAGGUUCGCUUCCAAGCACGGACACAAAAAGUAGCUCUUAUCACAGCUGGUAUUGGUGGUAUGGUAACAAUUCUUGUCAUCAUUGUUAUUAUCAUUUGGAUGAUAUCAUAUCGAUUUAAUCGAGUUGAAGAUUCAUCAGAACCGGAAAAAUGUCCGGUUGAAGAAAAUACUCAUACCAAUUUUCUGUAUGGACGGGUUCCAAGUGAACAACCAAGGUUGGUAUACAGGAAAAAUCAUAUAGGAAAUUAUAAGCCAAUAGGUUAUUAUUAUGAAGAUGAUGAUGAGUAUGAUAUGAAAACGAUGUUUGUGGGUGAAGAAGAAAAGGAAAUAGCAGAAAGGGUACGGCAUGCUCAGGCGCAUAUGUAUACGCCAUCAAAUAAUAGGCUUGAUUAA
Messenger RNA from Cercopithifilaria johnstoni, 10752 nucleotides. The record is from the annotation of a GenBank genome assembly. Lineage: Eukaryota; Metazoa; Nematoda; Chromadorea; Rhabditida; Onchocercidae.